CCAGUUAAGCACAGAACAAAGUCGCAUAGAACAGCAGUAACAUAUCGUUGGCGUCGUCGGUAUUACCGAAUCAACUAGCAAGCGGUCACAACGUAUCGGCCGAGGUAGAAUUAAGAGGGAAUAUUUACAAUUUUAUGCAAAACAUAAACUCAUUGCACACCAUAUAAGUAGAAUAGAAAGAAAGCGUGGCUGGUAUGAAAUUGAAGAACUUUAAAUGCUAAAACGGUAAUAACCACUACAAACGGUAAUAACCACUACAAACGGUAACAACCCCUACAAACGCUCGUUUUCCCGCGAAAUAAGAUGGCGUAGAACCCGCUCAAGAAACCGACUUUUUUCACUCUCUUGUGCUUACGUGAUCUUGUGUCGUUCGUUCAUGCUGUGACCCGAUUGAGAAAAUACAAAGGUUGCGCCGAUCUCGGACCGCUAUUCCUCUCUUAAGAAAUUUGACAGAAUCGUUGUUUGCAUGGCGUCACACUUGUGCAACUUGUUUACGUUUUCCUUGCAACAUUUUUUCUUCUUCUUCCAUUCUUGCUCACGUUUUGGCAUUUCUCUCUCGCAAUUGCACCAGUGUGACGUCACACAAAAGUUAUUCUCAAAAAUCCUCUCUGAUCGGCGCAAUCUUGUAUUCUAUCAAUCUUGAUGCUGUGAACCGCUAACUCAAUUUACACAGACGAACGAGAGCACAAAGCGUGUUGCCCGAGCACGAGCAACUCGGUGCCUCUCUCCUUUUUUCGUCACGCUCUCUCCAACAAACGUCGAGUUGCGGCAACAAAAAUCGCCGUGUUUGAAUGAGCACUUAUCAAGCUUAUUAAUUGUAUGUAGAAAUCUCCAAAAGCGUAGAUUUUGAAUUACAACUCUAUGUUAUUAAACGUGCGAUAUGUAUGUAUGUAUAUACGUUCGCUAUUACGUUAUCAUAUAUAGUUGUCUCUUUUCAAUUAAAUAUUAUUAUGCUACAAAUAUCGCGUUAAAUAAUGCAAAAAAUGCCACAUGAAUAUCGCUAAGCUGCAAAUGUGUUGGUUUUUAUUUACAAUUUUGUAAGUGGAUUGGAUAAUGCGUUAUGUCGGUUCUGCUGGGUAUAUACCAGCGUGAAAUAUGUUCCCCAUUGCAAAAAAAAAAAGUAUUUUGAAAGGUAUAUGUAUGUGCAUAUCACAUUCUAUGCAUAUACUAUGUAUAUGUACAUUUGUAUGUAUAAAACGAAUAAGAACAAAUUAAAAAAAUAAAACGUACUUUGUAUAUGUAGACACACACUUAUAAGUACAUACAUCAACUAAAAAGAACAACCAAAAAUGGUUUAUUACCAAUCAACCCCACUGGUGAUUAAAACAGAAAAGCCUAGCCAAGCGCAGUUCUGCACUCCGCUACAAACAGUUACCACUUCUGAAACAAUGACAAACCUCGAAACGGCAAUCGUAACCCAUAAACAACAGGAACAUCAGUUGCAGCAAAGCACUACGAAUGUAUAUAACCAGUAUGGAAAUGUCGCUAUAACGCUGCAAGAACAACACGAAUCUUCACCAUUACCUCACACAAGUAUUAUACCUAGCAAUACAACACAAACCUCCACAAAGAAUCUUUCUACGAAUCAUGCAUCAAAUAUUACUUUACAUGCCAAUAUAAAAUCGGAGCCUAACGCUGGUCUAUAUGGACGCCCCAUAUCGGAAAUAUCAACAAAUUCCGAAUCCACAGCGCUAGCUUUCCAUAGUUGCAUAACAGUCGCAUCCAACGCUCAAACGGCAAUAAGCCGCAAGCUAACUGUUAAUAAGCCACAAUUCAAAUGCGAACAAUGUGGAAUGACCUUUGGUAGUAAAUCGGCUCAUACUUCUCAUACCAAGUCUCAUGCGAAAAGCACCGCAUUGGUGGGUGGCGUUGCUAUGCAGGCUGCAAGAUUGGGUGAAACUACCGAGGCUGGUGUGCCAACGAGUAUUCCGAAGACACCCGAUAUGGCUGGAGUCGCUGGGGGUGAUCCAUAUCAGUGCAAUGUUUGCCAAAAGACAUUUGCAGUACCCGCAAGGCUGAUUCGACAUUAUCGAACCCACACUGGCGAAAGGCCUUUUGAAUGUGAAUUUUGUCACAAGCUUUUCAGCGUAAAGGAAAACCUUCAGGUGCAUCGCCGCAUACACACCAAAGAACGACCGUACAAAUGUGACGUUUGCGAACGAGCAUUCGAGCACUCGGGCAAGUUGCAUCGGCACAUGCGUAUCCACACCGGCGAGCGACCACACAAGUGCUCCGUCUGCGAGAAGACCUUUAUUCAAUCCGGACAGCUGGUCAUUCAUAUGCGAACACAUACCGGAGAAAAACCUUAUAAAUGCCCGGUUGAGGGCUGUGGCAAGGGAUUCACCUGCUCCAAACAGCUCAAAGUACAUUCGCGUACUCACACGGGCGAAAAGCCUUACCAUUGCGAUAUUUGCUUCCGUGAUUUCGGUUACAACCAUGUUUUAAAGCUACAUCGUGUGCAGCAUUACGGAUCCAAAUGCUACAAAUGCACGAUUUGCGAUGAGACGUUUAAGAGCAAAAAGGAGAUGGAGGCGCAUAUCAAAGGUCAUGCCAAAGAAUUUCCAGAUGAUGAUGACGAUGCUGGAGCUGUAGCUGGAUCAGCACCGACUAGCAAGAACGGGCAUAUCGGUAAUUCUACAUCGAGCAGCUCGUGUGGUGAAGCUAUAUCAGCGCCUGGUUCACCUAUGUCACCAGCCACCUCCACAGCCGCUAUCGCCAAAAGACGAAUAAUAAAAGAGCAGCGUAUUGGAGCACCGUCUCUUAGAACAACCUCUUCCAUUUUACCCAAUCCAGCAUCACCCAGCUCCCCUCAGUCUACACUGUCGUCCGGCUCAUCGAUUGCAUCUGCGUCACGUCUCUCUACAGGUUCACCAGAAUCUUUGCCCACAUCGCCGCCGAUUGCGCAUGCUUUAGAAAUAGAUCACCAUAGUCGAGACAGUGGGGUGGUUAGCGCCAGCAAUAAUCGUCAAUUAUCACUUUCCUUAUCCGCUGUAAAUUCAAAUGAAUACAAUGCACAGCAGUCCGUUACUUUCAUAAUUGAAGAAUUGCCGACAGACCUAAGCAAGCAGCACAUACAACAACAAUUGCAUCACUCAGCCGCUACAAUAUUGUAUCAAGGCAAUCAGAUACAGAAUUCAUUAAACUAUCCAACCACAGCAGCUCCAUCGACUUAUAGUUACCAUCAGCUGCAGCACCGCAGAACAGACUUAGAUGGGUCUGUGAUGGAACCGCCCACUAUCAAUCCAGCUUUGCUUGAAGCAGCAUCAAUUGUGAGACAACUCGACAUGCUAGAUUCCCACCGCGAAGAAGAAACUGGGAAUGCGGCAGUAGCGUUAAAUCAGCUACAAAGCAGUAAAAAUCAGCAGCAGCAGCAAAAACAUUUAGAAUAUCAAAAUCGACAAGAACUUAAUUCAUCUGAGUAUGAAAUCCAGAGAUCGUCAAAUACACCAACGACUUCGUAUGCAUCCCAACGCCUGUCGCUCAGUCACGAUCUAUCCCAAUACGAUGAUACACUGGAGGCAAACGAAUUGAUUGAACAUUACAAGCGGGGUGAGCUCGCGCGACAUGGACUGCACAAAGGAUAUGCGCCGGUGCCUAAAUUUGAACCUUCACCACUCAACAACGAGAUUGUUCGCCAAGUGGAGGCGGCGAUAGCGCCACUGCGAUCUUCAACAGAAUCACCCGAACGUUCAUCAUCUCCCGAGAGCGAUUCUAUGAUGAUGGCCGAUCGCGAUGUAAUGACAUUACCGUUGCGCAAACGUAAGCUUUACAUGCACGAAGGAUCGCCAAUCGCUGCAGCAGCUGUUAAUGUCUCUACACGAGAUAUUGAUAAUGCGUUAAGUCACAUUGCACCGACAUCGGGCAACAGUGAAUCGAAUCAUGCACUUAGCGCCACGGUUAGUGCCAACCAUGAAAACGGAGCAAAGGUGAUGCGUAUGAGUUCGGUUAUACAGUUUGCCAAAGCCUCAUAAUUUGUCAGGCGAUAGAAAAGCUUUAUUAACGAAAACAAUUAAAGACUGUUUCAAAAAUAUUUGUAUUUAAUGCCGCAAAAUAACAUUGCUGAUUUUAAAUACGCUGCGCUAGAUUAUAGAUUAUCUGUACGGUUCAGAUUAAAUCCAAAAGUCUAUGUAGAUGCUAAUAUUGAAAA
Messenger RNA from Rhagoletis pomonella (apple maggot), 4147 nucleotides. RefSeq names its product Krueppel homolog 1 (gene Kr-h1). Gene Ontology annotation, molecular function: DNA-binding transcription activator activity, RNA polymerase II-specific; RNA polymerase II cis-regulatory region sequence-specific DNA binding. The record is from RefSeq and is a predicted model, not a curated record. Gene Ontology annotation, biological process: regulation of transcription by RNA polymerase II. Gene Ontology annotation, cellular component: nucleus. The transcript is spliced from 5 exons. NCBI's taxonomy places the organism in Eukaryota, Metazoa, Arthropoda, Insecta, Diptera, Tephritidae. The coding region runs from base 1290 to 3971 and encodes 893 amino acids.